UUCCUUGCGGCGUCCGGCGGGGAAAGUCGCGGGGGAAGCGUCCGCGCGGGCGCCGCCGGAGCAGCUUCCCUCGGCAUGUCCGGCCCCACCUGGCUGCCCCCAAAGCACGUGGGGGUCCUGGGGCAGCCGGACAUCACCAUUUCUGCUCCAGCCGUCUGCAAGGCCCAGAAGAGCUUUGCCUCGGUCCCUGCGGCCCCCAGACCCACCCACCGAUCUCAGCAGACCAAUGGAGCAAUGAGCUCAGCGGGGCCCCCUUCCCGGGACCAGCCCCCUCUGCCAGGCCCCACAUUGCUUCCUCAGGACGCUGCUGUGGAGACCCCCUACUCCUCCGCAGGCGAGCGAGGAUCCAGGGGCUCCUGGGGCAGUGCCUCACUGCCUGGCUACCCCCUGCAGCAGGGGGACUCCCCGGAGCAGGGACAGGUUCUCGGCCCCACCAGCAUCGACAUCCAGAUAGACUCUCUCACCAGCAUGUUGGCAGAUAUGGAGAGCAGUCAACACCGCCGGGGCGAGCGACCGAGCACGGAACCCCUGCCAUAUCCGGCUCUUCCGCUGCAGCCUGGCGCCCCCAGACCCAGCCUCCCUGGCAGCUUCUUGCCCUCCAAGCCUGAGGCCAAAGGGCUGCCCUAUGGCGGUCCGCCAGCCUCUGGGUCUGCUUAUCCUGCUGCCCCGGUGCUGCCCUGCCAGUACGGCCCGCCUGGCCUGGGGGAUUCCUACGGGUACCACCGGGGGCCCCCGGCACCCAAGCCGUACCCUCAGCCGAUGCCGGCCUCGUAUGCCACGGCGUCCUCCUCGGCUGGGCCCCCCUUCAGCGUCCAGGUGAAGGUGGCCAAGCCGGUGGUGGGCCACAACCAGCCCAGGCGCAGGGCCGAGCCGGCCUACGGCCCCCCCUCCCCCCGGCUGGGGUAUGGGAUGAAGCCUCCCCCGCAGCACGCCUCCGAGCCGGGGUCCCGGGCCCGCCCCCACGAGGCCGAGCCUUGGUAUCCGGAGCCACCCUCCUAUGGCCGGAGGCUGGGCGAGGGGGAAUUCUACACCGGCCCUGCAGGGCAGGCCAGGCUGGGGGCGCCGCUGGGCCAGUUCCAGGCCGGAUUGGCGAAAGCUGGGAAGGACGAGUUGGCUGUGCCCCAGGUUCCCUCCAGCAGUGGGGGGCUGAGGUUUCCGCAUCAGCCUCCCCCAUGCCGCCCAGAAGAGGAGUUAGAUCGGCUUACGAAGAAACUUAUCUACGACUUGAACAAUCCUCCAACUGCAGAAUAUUUUGGCCGCUGCGCUCAGUGCGGGGAGAACGUGGUGGGCGACGGCACGGGUUGCGUGGCCAUGGACCAAGUCUUCCACGUCGAGUGCUUCACUUGUGCCACCUGCCGCUGCCACCUCCGGGGACAGCCGUUCUAUGCCAUCGACCGCCGGUCCUACUGUGAAUCCUGCUAUAUUGUGACCCUGGAGAAGUGUUCCAUGUGCUCAAAGCCCAUCAUGGAUCGGAUCCUGCGGGCCAUGGGCAAGGCCUACCACCCCCAGUGCUUCACCUGCGUCGUCUGCCACCGCUGCCUGGACGGCAUCCCCUUCACGGUCGACGCCACCAGCCAGAUCCACUGCAUCGAAGAUUUCCACCGGAAAUUUGCCCCCCGAUGUUCCGUGUGCGGAAAUGCCAUCAUGCCCGAGCCGGGGCAGGAGGAGACCGUGAGGAUCGUGGCCCUCGACCGCAGCUUUCACAUCAGCUGCUACAAAUGCGAGGAGUGUGGGCUGCUGCUCUCUUCUGAAGGGGAGGGCCGAGGCUGCUACCCCCUGGACGGCCAUAUUCUCUGCAAGAACUGCAGUGCGCGGCGGAUCCAAGAUCUCUCCUCCAAGAUCACCACCGACUGCUGAUGGGGGGUACCUCGGCCUCCUUCCCCUGGGGGUGCCCUGGGUUGGGGCCUCGUGGGCUGCUUGACUUUGCACCGCCUUUCUGGUGCCCCCUUCCAAGAAAAGAUCUCAUCGCUCUAAUGCAGUGUUUCUCCGCCUUGGCGGCUUGAAGAUGCGCGGACUUCAACUCCCAGAAUUCCCCGGCCAGCAAAGCCAAGGCGGAGAAACACUGCCCUAAUGCCUUUUUCUAUCAUUUUAGCAGCUUCCCAGCUCGGGGGUGGGGGGUGGAGGCAUCAUGGCCCCUUUGCUUUGCUCGGUCCAGCUCUUGACUCUGAAUCUGCUGCUGCGCUUUCCAAAGUCACCCGAAAUAGGUUUAGGCCUGUCAUUCAGCCUGCCCCAGCCAGGGCAGACCACAACUCCCAUCAUCCUCAGCUAGCAUGGCUGUUCUGCGUGGCCCCUGGAAGCAGGUGUCGCACCCUCUCUGUCCCAGAAUAUACUUGAAUGGACUCCCACGCCCAUCAGCGCUGAGGGCUCUCACCCCCGUAAGCUGGCCUUGCCUGGGCUAGGGGCAACGCGCACCGAAGACCCCCGGCUACAUCUUCCACUGUCCCGUUUUGGAGCGAAACCCUUUUCCUCUUUUCCAAAACAGACUUUGGUGUCCAAGUGCCUUCUUUCCAGCCUAGCUUAUUUUUAUUAUUAUUUUUAUAUAAAACUGUUCCUAUUUUUCUGCCACCUC
This is a messenger RNA of Candoia aspera, 2569 nucleotides long. RefSeq names its product thyroid hormone receptor interactor 6 (gene TRIP6). Gene Ontology annotation, biological process: signal transduction; positive regulation of non-canonical NF-kappaB signal transduction. NCBI's taxonomy places the organism in Eukaryota, Metazoa, Chordata, Lepidosauria, Squamata, Candoiidae. Gene Ontology annotation, cellular component: stress fiber; focal adhesion; cytoplasm. The transcript has 10 exons. The coding region runs from base 76 to 1857 and encodes 593 amino acids. The record is from RefSeq and is a predicted model, not a curated record.